Jatropha curcas is the source of this 755-nucleotide messenger RNA. NCBI's taxonomy places the organism in Eukaryota, Viridiplantae, Streptophyta, Magnoliopsida, Malpighiales, Euphorbiaceae. The record is from RefSeq and is a predicted model, not a curated record.
AUGAAAAAUUAAAUUUUAAAUGACUUUUGAAUGUUAAAUUAUAUUCAUUGUAGUGCAUUUAUAGAUUUAUAAAUACAAUAUUCAAAAGCUGUACUGGAUUUGUUGAAAGCUGAAGCAAGUAAUGCAAAACUCUCUGUAAUUCCCAUAGUUGGGAUGGGAGGUGUUGGAAAGACGACUCUUACUCAACUUAUCUAUAGUGAUGGUAUUUUGCAAUUUGAUUUGAAAGCUUGGGUUUCCAUUGGUGAAGAUUUUGAUGGUUAUAGGGUAUCUGAAACAAUUCUCAAGGAGGAGGGUGGUGGUGAUGCUAAAGAUUUCAGUUCAGUUCAGGAGAAGCUAAAGGAGAAGUUGUUUGGAAAGAAGUUUCUGAUCAGUUUAGAUGAUGUUUGGACAGAGGACUAUGAAAAAUGGACUUGUUUUCGUGCUCCUUUUGUAUUUGGGGCACCUGGAAGUACACUUAUUGUGACAAGUCGUAGCAGAGAAGUUGCAAGGAUAAUGGGAACUGUUCAUGCUCAUGCUCUUGAGGAGUUAUUCUUCACCGAUUGCUUGUCUGUAUUUGCUCAGCAUGCACUGGGAGCGAAAAAUUUUGACCAACACUUGGAUUUGGAAGAAAUGGGAAAAGAAAUUGUUAGAAGAUGUAAAGGACUCCCCUUGGCAGCUAAGGCCCUUGGGGGUCUGUUGCGAGGUAAGCCGAAUACUACUGAGUGGCAGAAUGUGUUAAAGAGUGAGAUUUGAAAUUUUUCCGUGGAGAAAUACGU